UUGCCUACAUGGCAGGCCGUCGUGCCAUUUUGGUUGCGAUAUAUACUACUCUGACAGAUUCUCUUCGCCCAGAAAGCACGACUCAAUUCAGCUUUGAUGAUACUCCUACCUGUUAUGUUGCGAAGAUCUUAGACAAUAAAACAUGCCAGAGUAUUACCUAUGUGUACCGUCCAAAACAGAUCGUGGGCCUUUGCGUACUGCAGAUCUUUGGUUAGCCGGAUUGCCUCGCACUAGCAUUCCACAACAUGGAUUCAACCCUGAGUCAGAGGAAUCAACAUGCAGUCUUUGCUUUGCUACGCUAGAACCCGGGUUUAUAUUGCGCCAUUUACCCUGUCAGCACAGCUUUCAUCAGCCAUGUAUAGAUGAAUGGCUGUGCGAGCAUGACGCUAGUUGUCCUCUCUGUCGCCGGACCUUUUACCAUUUGAGGAAGUCAUAUCUCAUAGAAAAUCCGACUUCAUCCAAGCCACAACCUCAGCCUGACAUGGACGCUGAGGUUCGCGAAGCACGACAGACAUUUGUGAAGUGGUGGAAAGAAUUGUUCACAUUAGGCUGGUUCCACCAUGAUAGAACGUUUACUGAGCGAAAGCAUCACUUUCAUCACCAGACGCAGCAUCCGGGUUGAACGAUGCCUCGUGUUUCGUACCAGAAAUGUGGAAGCUCUAGGGCAUAAUGCUUGUCCACCAUUAAAGCUUAGGGGAUUCCAUAGGGUGUGUUUUGGCACCUACAUAAUCCGACCUUUCGAUCUGCCUCCUGGGGAAGACAUAUGCUUCGACGGGGGCCUAUAAAAUGCCAAUUUCCAGUCACAAUGGGGGCUAUGUCGUGGA
Molecule: messenger RNA, 824 nt
Organism: Aspergillus pseudonomiae
Lineage: Eukaryota; Fungi; Ascomycota; Eurotiomycetes; Eurotiales; Aspergillaceae
Exons: 2
Coding region: 143-622 (159 amino acids)
Source: RefSeq, a predicted model, not a curated record